Molecule: messenger RNA, 1658 nt
Organism: Asterias rubens (European starfish)
Lineage: Eukaryota; Metazoa; Echinodermata; Asteroidea; Forcipulatida; Asteriidae
Product: RNA-binding protein 42-like
Exons: 7
Coding region: 40-1509 (489 amino acids)
Molecular function (GO): mRNA binding
Source: RefSeq, a predicted model, not a curated record
GAUCAACGGGGACGAGUGAGUGCUAAGCAAGACGUCAAGAUGGCGGCGCCCGUAAACGUUGGUUUGGCGGCGGAGAGAGGCGAAAUGUCUGAAAUGAAAAUGAUGGAAGAAGAGAUGAGCAGGUUUGAACAGGAGAUCCUAACCAGAAGAGAUGAGAAUGCAAAGAGUCGUAGUUUCACAGCAGUGCGACCAUCAGACACUGCUCCACCCACUGCCCUCGUCCCCCCUGGGAUCCCUCAAGCUCUGUCUGUCCUCGGCACUCCGGAUCCAAGCUUGAUGAAUCUCUACUUCCCACCACCCCCUCCUGAAGCUACACCCCUCCCCCAUCAUCGAUCAAUCCAGCCAGAACCACCAGGCUCGUAUGACCCGAUCCCAACUAAAGAGAUGGGAUUCUCUGCACCUGUACCUACCCCUGUUGCACCCAGUCAGGCGACUUCAUCUAACCCAGUGAUGGCGCCUCAUGGGGCGUAUCAGGCGCCAGGCUCUGAAAACCCAACGUUAGGUCAAAGUGAGCCCUCGCCAUUACAGUUGGCUGCCCAACAGUUUGCUGCAGAGUCUCAACAAAUGCACGCCUCAGGUGGCAUGCAACCAGCACCACGACCUUCAUUUGUACCUCAUCAGGUCCGAGCCCGCGCCCCUCUACCCCCAGCCCACCGACCCCCGUUCAACCAGCACAUGCAACGCCCAAGAAUGCAACAGAUGUACCAAGUACCACCGCGGGGACCUAUGAUGCCUCACGGUUUUCCUAUGAUGCCAAGGCAUGCCAUGGGUGCCCAGCGACCUCCUGCUGUCAUAUCUGCCAAACCUACUACCUAUUCAGCGAAACCAGUCAGGUUUAGUAAAACAAAGAAGGCGCAAAAUACAGAGGUGUCCGCUGUGACCCAUACAGCAGUGGCAACCGUAACAAAACAACCAGAAUACAAUGUAAACCCAACACCCUACGCCCAACCUGCCAUUGCACAGCAACAAGCAGCUAUGCAGAUGUUCACAGCAUCAACACAUCAGCCUGCUGCUGCUGUGAACUACAGUACCAUGGGACAGCAGCAGCAGCAGCAGCAACUGCAGCAGCAACAGCAACAGCAACCAGAAGGAGCUGCAGGUUCCUCGGAUCAGCAGAAGAAGAAAGAUAAGAAGAAGAAGUUUGUAAGAACGGCAGCAAGUACGAUGUGGGAGGAUGAGAGUCUAGCAGAAUGGGAUCAGAAUGAUUUCCGGAUAUUCUGCGGUGACAUCGGGAAUGAAGUCACAGAUGAACUUCUUACCAAAGUUUUUGGUCGAUACCCAUCCUUCAUAAAAGCAAAGGUUGUUCGAGACAAACGGACAAACAAAACAAAGGGCUAUGGUUUUGUUAGCUUCAAGGAUCCCAAUGACUUUGUGCAAGCAAUGCGUGAAUGGAAUGGGAAGUACGUUGGGAACCGACCGAUCAAAUUGCGGAAGAGCUCUUGGAAAGAUCGGAAUAUUGACACAUUCAAGAAGAAGCAAAGAGAGAAACAAAAACUGGGUUUGAAAUAAACGACUACAACAUCGCAGGGUUUUUAGUAUCUGGAAUUGCCUUUCAUUUUACCUGCUUGGAACAGGCAUGAAACUCUUCCUACUUAAAGGAACAUUACAGAAUUGGUUUUUGCUAAAACAAAACAGCUGCUGGCAGUGUAGGCACUUUA